UCGGCACCGCCAUGUCAAUUCGACGGGACGAUGUGAUGCGCAAAAGCAAUCGAUACGAGGGGAUUCUACUGCCCAUUGACACUGCAUCAGCGCACUGAGCGCUUCUCUACGUUCAUCGACACUCCUUCGCACAUACCAUCUCCAACCACCCGAAUGACCCUGUGAAGAUACCUUCUGCACCGACCUUCUUGCCGGUCUGCAAUUGUGCGUGUGGGCUGCUCCCUACUCUGAGAAAGUAGUCGCAAGUUGUUGCUGUCUUAGAAUGGUUGCCGUGUGCUGUGGACAUAGGCUUUUGCUGUGUCGAUCAUGCUGUCUCCUGUGGGCGUGCUAUAAUUCCAGAGCAGGCAAGUUCCUGCCGAUCACCGAGCGGCCGACCAUACGGGGCGCUGCAGCGAUGAUCCCAAAC
Mycena citricolor is the source of this 406-nucleotide messenger RNA. The record is from the annotation of a GenBank genome assembly. Lineage: Eukaryota; Fungi; Basidiomycota; Agaricomycetes; Agaricales; Mycenaceae.